Bufo bufo (common toad) is the source of this 7388-nucleotide messenger RNA. RefSeq names its product kinesin family member 26B (gene KIF26B). NCBI's taxonomy places the organism in Eukaryota, Metazoa, Chordata, Amphibia, Anura, Bufonidae. Gene Ontology annotation, molecular function: ATP binding; microtubule binding; microtubule motor activity. The coding region runs from base 320 to 6604 and encodes 2094 amino acids. The transcript has 15 exons. The record is from RefSeq and is a predicted model, not a curated record. Gene Ontology annotation, biological process: microtubule-based movement.
GCUGGGGACCGCAGGCUCCUCCCAGACAUAGGAGCCGGGGUGCCCAGGACACACGGCAUGGAGCGGGUGUGAGCCCCAGGGACUUGUAGCUCAGCCACAGCGCCAGGUGUGUGGAUGCCACCUUCCUGCCAGGGGCACGCUGGUGGACUGUGGUCAGGAGUGGAUGUGCUGCAGAUAAGGGUGAUCUGAUGUGAGGGCGGCUGUCACCUACCGCUGUCGUCUGAAGGACUGGCUCAUCGCAGACCGUAUACUGCUGACUGCUGGAGCUACUUACCUGUCCCUGAGAUCUGGAUGUAAUUGUGCCCGAUCACAUCGCGCCAUGAGUUCGGUGACAGGAAAUAAAGAGAGGAUCCCAGUCACCUCCAGGAGCAGGAAAUAUGGGGUCAAUGAAGUGUGUUCCCCUACAAAAACAUCAGCACCCUUCUCUCCAGAGAGCUGGUAUAGGAAAGCCUAUGAGGAGUCCCGUGCUGGUAGCAGGCCUGCACCUGAAGGUGCAGGAUCCAUACCAGGCUCUUCUGGCACCCCUUCUCCUGGUUCUGGCACAUCUUCUCCUGGCUCCUUCUCUGGUUCUCCUGGACCUGCAUCUCCUGGGAUUGGCAACAGCUCCCCAGGCUCCUUAGGAGGUUCUCCAGGAUUUGGCACAGGAUCUCCAGGUUCUGGAAGUGGAGGAGGAUCAUCUCCUGGAUCAGACAGGGGUGUGUGGUGUGAAAACUGCAAUGCCCGUUUGGUAGAACUGAAGAGGCAAGCCUUAAAACUUUUGCUGCCAGGACCCCACUCCAGUAAGGACCCAUCCAUCACUACUGGCAUACACGACAAGCUUCAAGUGCCAAACACCAUCCGAAAGUCUUGGAAUGAGAGAGACAACCGUUGUGAUAUAUGUGCCACUCAUCUUAAUCAGCUUAAACAGGAAGCUAUCCAAAUGGUGACAUCUCUGGAGCAGUCUGCCAAUGUUGAACACUAUGAUGCUGCUUCUCCAGGAUCUCCUCCAGGACAUUCUAAUAUUCCAGCAUUAAUGGGUCCAAGACAUAUGGGAAACCUUCAGCCAAAAGACUGGGUAUACAUGCCAAAUCCCUACACCACACCCAACUACCCUGGCUUUGUGCCCAACAAACAUGGUGGUAAACCAAACAGUCUUGGGCUCGCCAAUGGACAAGAAAAGAAAAAUGGGUCUCCUUCACAUCAAGCCAAAGUCAGCCUACCAAUGGCAACAAGCCCAAGUAAUGGCAACAUCAUGAAUUCAGUAGCUGUUCAAGCUCAUCAGUACCUUGAUGGUACAUGGUCAUUAUCAAGAACUAAUGGUGUGACUCUGUACCCAUACCAGAUCUCUCAGCUGAUGACAGAGACUGGCAGGGAAGGUCUCACCGAGGCAGCACUGAACCGCUACAAUGCUGAUAAGCCUUCCAUAUACAGCUUUCCUGCUACACAUACUACAUAUGUUGCUAGUGAAGCGUCCACAGGAACUUCAGUGGCUGCAUCUUUUUUUGCCAGGGCUGCUCAGAAGCUAAAUCUGUCAUCCAAAAAGAAGAAGCAGAGGACAACACCUUCCUUGGUGUCAGAGCCUCCACUUUUCUCAACCAGCUUCUGUGGCAUUCUGCAAACCUCUCCUCCACCCGCACCACCAUGUUUACUGAGGGCAGUCAACAAAGUGAAAGAUACUCCUGGAUUGGGGAAGGUAAAGGUCAUGGUGCGUAUUUGUUCAACACUAGUGGGAGAGUCAACUGAUUCCAGCUCUUUCUUGAAAGCUGAUCCAAGGAAGAAACAGAUUACAUUGUAUGAUCCAUUAUCUUGUGGAGGGCAGAAUGUAUUCCAGAAGAGAGGAACUCAGAUACCACCAAAAAUGUUUGCCUUUGAUGCUGUGUUUCCCCAAGAUGCUUCACAGGCGGAGGUGUGUGCUGGAACAGUGGCCGAAGUCAUACAGUCUGUUGUGAACGGAGCAGAUGGAUGCGUUUUCUGCUUUGGCCAUUCCAAGCUUGGAAAGUCAUACACAAUGAUUGGCAAGGAUGACUCCAUGCAGAAUCUUGGCAUUAUCCCUUGUGCUAUUUCAUGGCUCUUUAAGUUGAUUAAUGAACGAAAGGAAAAGACUGGAGCUCGGUUCUCGGUUAGAGUAUCAGCAGUGGAAGUAUGGGGGAAGGAGGAGAACUUAAGAGACCUCUUAUCAGAAGUGGCUACGGGCAGUCUACAAGAUGGUCAGUCUCCCGGAGUCUACCUGUGUGAGGAUCCAAUAUGCGGCAUGCAGUUGCAGAACCAGAGUGAACUGCGGGCACCCACAGCUGAGAAAGCUGCCUUUUUCUUGGAUGCCGCUAUUGCCUCCCGCAAGUGCAGCCAACGGGACUGUGAUGAAGACGACCACCGGAACUCUCACAUGCUCUUUACUCUGCACAUUUAUCAGUAUCGCAUGGAGAAGAGUGGAAAAGGAGGCAUGUCGGGAGGUCGCAGUCGAUUGCAUCUUAUUGAUUUGGGAAGCUGCGUAAAGGUGCAGAGCAAAAAUAGAGAUAGCAGCUCUGGCUUGUGUCUCUCUUUGUCAGCACUUGGCAAUGUCAUCCUUGCUCUGGUCAAUGGCAGCAAACACAUCCCUUACAAAGAGAGCAAGCUCACAAUGCUACUUCGAGAGUCUCUGGGGAACAUGAACUGCCGCACUACAAUGAUAGCUCAUAUUUCGGCUGCUGCAGGAAACUAUGCUGAGACACUGUCCACUGUCCAGAUUGCUUCCCGGGUGCUGAGGAUGAAGAAAAAGAAAACCAAGUAUACAUCAAGUUCAUCUGGAGGAGAGAGUUCCUGUGAAGAAGGACGAAUGCGCAGGCCAACUCAGCUGAGACCAUUCCAUUCCCGAAAUGUAGUUGACCCUGACUUCCCUCUUCUCAGUUUAUCCAGCGACCCAGAUUAUUCUUCAAGCAGUGAACAGUCAUGUGAUACAGUUAUUUAUGUUGGCCCCAAUGGAACAGCCCUGUCUGACAAGGAACUUACAGAUAAUGAAGGGCCACCUGACUUUGUCCCAAUUGUUCCAGUUUUGCAAAAGUCAAAAAAUGAAGUGAAACUGGAGGAUGUUAAUGAAGUGGCUCACAACAAACCAGAAAAGGAUUGUCUAAAAUGUAAUACUUUUGCAGAACUGCAGGAAAGGUUGGAUUGUAUUGAUGGUAGUGAGGAAACAAAUCGAUUCCUAUUUGAAGAGCUGCCUGCUCAGUAUAGCGGAGACCAAUCAAACAAAGCUUUAUGCCCAACCACAGAACCAAAAAGUGUAACAGAAUCAAGUAAAGAAGAAAUUAUUUCAGAAAAUGUACAAUCUGACAAAGAUGCCAGAGAAAAUAAUGUUGGGCCAGCUUAUAAGAUACCAAGAAAUCACUCUCCAGUUCCAUCUGGGAAUGUAGCUAACACAUCUACUCCAUCUUCUCCCAGGAGUGUUACAGGUAGCUGUGGAGUGCACAGUGGAGCCUCCCAGUUAGUACAAGAUACCAGCUUACAGGGAAGUCGAGAAAGCCUGAACAGUUGUGGGUUUGUAGAAGGAAAACCAAGAGCAAUGGGAUCACCAAGAUUAGGCAUUGCUAGUUUGUCUAAAACCUCAGACUACAAACCACCAAACUCUCCUUCACAGAGGUGUAAAGUAUAUACACAAAAAGGAGUCCUUCCUAGUUCUGCUCCUCCACAAUCUGCAAAUAAGGAUCCCGGAUCACUAAUGGAAUCCCUUUCACAACCAGAGAUGCGGACUCCUCCUGUUGGUAUGAGCCCACAAAUUAUGAAAAGAUCAGUAUCCAAUUCAAGCAGUGUGUCUUCUGAAUCGGUACUUCCAGAGCAGCAAAGUUGUGAGGAGUCCAAAAAGGAAUUUCUUAGUACAACAAUGGUAACUGUUCAACAACCUUUGGAAUUAAAUGGCGAGGACGAGUUGGUUUUCACUUUAGUUGAGGAGUUAACAAUAAGUGGAGUCCUUGACAAUGGUCGGCCAACUAGUAUCAUCAGUUUUAAUAGUGACUGUUCUGUGCAGGCUUUGGCUUCUGGUUCCAGACCUGUAAGCAUUAUUAGCAGUAUAAGUGAGGAUCUUGAAUGCUUUUCCAACUCAGCACCAGUAUCUGAAGUCAGCAUCACACAAUUCUUACCCCUACCGAAGCCUGAACUGGAAGACAAAUGUCAAGAAGGUGGAAGCAGGAGGUCUUCCAUCAGCUCUUGGCUGAGUGAAAUGAGCACAGGUAGUGAUGGUGAACAGUCAUGCCACAGCUUUAUUGCUCAGACGUGCUAUGGCCAUGGGGAAGCACUGGCUGAGCCUCCUAUUUCUGAAUUUACAACUGCAUUGCAGAAUAUUAGUGUAAUGUGUACAAACAACAGACAGAAGCCAGAAAUGGACACAGUGCUCAUUCAGUCAGUUCAGAAGAAUGCACCCCCUAUAAAUAACUGCAAUAUUUCAGCAGUAGGGAAAACCACAGUCACAAUAUCAAAUACCUCAGGUUUGAAUGGCUGUGAAAACUACAUUCCAAUGAAAACAAACAUUACAGUUUAUCCCUGCAUUGCAGUGAGUCCUUUUAUAGCUCAGGAGAGUAAUGAAUGCCUGCCAGGAUUAAAUCUGCCUGGAAAAGUGUCGCAGUCUGUAGAAAACAAUUCUGGAGACUGUAAAAUGGAACCUAUAUUUGAUGAUCCUUGGUUAAAACGUGAAGAUGAUACCAAAAGGGAGAAAAAUGAUUCAAUUGAUGGACAAAUGCCUGAAGCUGCUAACUGCGUAACUGACCGUGACUUGUAUAGAAAGCAAAGUAUGACAGACAGAUUAAGCAGUAGCAGUGGAGAGGGCAGCAUCUCGCCACUGUCUGAGAACCUUAAGAGAGUUGUAGAUGGGUGUGAAAUGGCACUGACCACACAGGGUCUAGCUCAUAUAAGUGAUUACUCACAAAGAGGCAGCCUUCCUAGAGUUUUAGAAAGAUUAUGUAAGCAGGACGAGCAGGAUAUCAUGAGUUAUGACUAUGAGAAUAACACUGCUGUGUCUGUCAACCCACUCCAAAUAUCUAGAUCUACUUUAGAGAGAAGAGUUUCAUCUCCUAAACAUUGCAUUCUUACUCGACCCAAAGGCACCCCUCCUCUUCCACCAGUAAGGAAAUCAAGUCUAGAUCAUAAAAAUAGAGCAAGCCCUCAGCACACUGUAAGCAGUCCUUCAAAAUACUCUUUAUCUUCCUUGCCCAGUCUUCCAGAUGAACUUAACGGCAAAUUGACAGGAUUUAGUAUGGACACCAGAAGCAACAGUAGUAGCAAGUUAUUCAGUGCCAAACUAGAACAGUUAGCUAGCAGAACAAAUUCUUUGGGAAGAACCAAUGGAAGCCAUUAUGAAUGUUUGUCUUUAGAACGAGCAGGAAGCCUUUCAUCAGUGAGUUCAAGAAUGAUCCUCAGUAAGGACUGCACUUUGCCAAGGUCUGGGAGAAGCCUUAAUCGAAAUGUCAUGUCAUCUCCAACUAACACUUCUCAGUCAGCAGGAGCUUCUCCAAAAGCGAGCCCUUCAAAGAUAUCAGCAGUAAGCAAGCUACUUCUUGCCAGUCCUAAAGCCCGCAGCCUGUCUGCCUCUGCAACCAAAACUCUGAGCUUUUCUACAAAGUCACUUCCACAGUCUGUAGGACGAAGCUCAAGUCUUCCUCCAAAUGGAAAAAAUAUGUCUUGGUCAACACAAUCUCUUAGCAGAAAUAGAGGUUCUGGGCUUGCUUCUAAGUUGCCCUUAAGAGCAGUUAAUGGAAGGAUUUCAGAACUACUUCAAGGAAGCACCGGAAGUCGGGGGGUGCAUUCACAUGGAAAUUCAGAUACAGAUGAACGUGCAGCUCUCCAUGCUGAGGAGAAGCCCACUGUACACACUUUACCUUCCCCAUAUAGCAAAAUCACUCCUCCACGAAAGCCACAUCGCUGUAGUAGUGGCCAUGGUAGUGACAACAGCAGUGUACUCAGUGGUGAGUUACCACCUGCAAUGGGCAAAACUGCACUUUUUUAUCACAGUGGUGGCAGUAGUGGUUAUGAAAGCAUGAUAAGAGACAGUGAAGCCACAGGAAGUGGUUCUUCUGCCCAAGACUCUAUGAGUGAAAACAGUAGCUCCGUCAGCGGGAGGUGUCGAAGUCUUAAAUCAUCAAAAAAGCGAACAAAUUCAGGAUCACAAAGGCGCAGGCUCAUUCCAGCUUUAUCACUCGAUGCAACCUCUCCUGUAAGAAAACCAGCCAACAGUCCAGGAGUACGCUGGGUGGAUGGGCCAUUACGUAAUGGACAGCGAGGCCUAGGAGAGCCAUUUGAAAUAAAAGUUUAUGAAAUAGAUGAUGUGGAGAGGCUCCAACGUCGCCGAAGUGAGGACUGCAAGACAGUAUCACGGUUUAGUUCAAAACUGAAGAUCCUUGAACAUCGCCAGCAGAGAAUUGCAGAGGUCAAAGCUAAAUAUGAAUGGCUUAUGAAGGAAUUAGAAAUCACCAAGCAGUACUUGAUGCUGGAUCCAAAUAAAUGGCUCAGUGAAUUUGACUUGGAACAAACCUAUGAGGUGGACUCCUUGGAAUAUUUGGAAGCACUGGAGUGUGUGACAGAGCGUUUAGAAAACAGAGUAAACUUCUGCAAGGCUCACCUUAUGAUGAUAACCUGCUUUGAUAUCACUUCAAGGCGUCGGUAAUCAUGGAAUAUUGAGAAGAAGCUAGUGACCAUGAAACAGACUUACUCCCCCUUGAGUAGUUCAUUUCACCCUCCUAACAACAUCCAAAGACUUUGGAAUGAAGACAGACAGUGGACAAUGUAAUGUCAGAUCGCGACAGAGAAUGUGAAAAAAAAGGGCAGAGAAGAUGUUGUCAAUUAGAAUGAACACAUUUGCAAAUAAUGUUUUGAAAUUUUAAAAUAUAAAAACGACAAAGGUCAGCAGCAAACUGAAGAGAGCACUUUGAGAAACUUAAAGGUUAAUUUUUUUGUAUAUAGAGACUGGUAACAGAAUUGAACUUUAUGAGCAUCGGGGGACUAGGAAAGAGGGACUAAAUGCUUACGAAGUACUGUACGACAGAGAAGAGUCCACAGUGAGACUGAAUAAGUGCCUUUAAAACUUUACUAUCAAAACCUGUAUGUUCAUAUUUUCUUGUGUACAGAUGGUGCUAGUCGCAGAAAAGAAAAAAGUCAACAAAAAAACAACACUUUUUUUUUAAUGUAUUUGCAGCUUGUUUUCCCAUUGUGUAUUAUCUUAACUCUGACUUGCUGUUUUAAGUACUUGUGUUUGUUGCAAUGUUUUAUAAUCAGUACAGCUUAUGACUAUGCGUGAUCUGUCUGUUAUCAGUGUGUGAACACUUUAAGGAUUCACAUGGUCAGUACCUUUUAAAAGGUUUUUUUGUGACAGUUACUGAAGAUAAACAGCUUGUGUAUGCAUGUUUAGGUUUACAGUAUUAAAUGUACAAUGGGCACAGCUCCAUACAGUA